AUGUUAUAAAACAAGCUAGAAAUUACUUAAGAAUAAGUCAUGUAUCAUGUAUUAUAUCAGACAAAAGCCGGUUUCUAAUAAUUUUUAACAUCUUCGUUAAGUAAUGCUACGUUUAAAAAGAUCAUUUUAUUUUAAUGCAUUUACAUAUACUGUGAUUAAUAAAGUCUCAAUUAAUAAAGAGAUAUAAACAUUCACGGAUUGUUUAUCAAGAUGCAUCUUUUUGAUACAUGGUUAUGUUUUGGUUUUUUAUCUUUGGUAAAUGGGCUACGUGAAUACGAGAAAAAAGAUUUGAUUACUCUAAGGGAAGAAGUACGAUCUAUGUUUGAUCAUGCUUAUUCGAGCUAUUUAACAUACGCUUAUCCCUAUGACGAAUUACGAUCAUUGAGUUGUGAUGGAUUUGAUACAUGGGGCAGUUUUUCAUUAACACUUAUCGAUGCUUUGGAUACCCUCGCUGUAAUGGGUAAUUUUUCUGAAUUUCGACGUGUAGCAGAAAUUAUAAGUGCUAGAGCAGAUUUUGAGGCUAAUAUCAAUGUAUCUGUAUUUGAAACUAAUAUAAGAGUAGUGGGGGGAUUACUUAGUGCUCAUCUUUUAUCACGUAAAGCAGGCAUUAACUUAGAGCCAGGAUGGCCUUGUAAUGGUCCAUUAUUACGCCUUGCAGAAGAUAUGGCAAAACGUUUAAUUGCAGCCUUUGACACUCCAACAGGAAUGCCGUAUGGCACUGUUAAUUUGAAAUACGGAGUACCUGAAGGUGAAACAAGUAUCACAUGUACUGCUGGAAUCGGAACAUUUCUAUUAGAAUUUGGAACUUUGUCUAGAUUAACUGGAGAUCCAUUGUAUGAAGAAGUAGCUAUGAAUGCUAUUAAAGCAUUACACUAUUACAAAUCAAAUAUUGGAUUAGUGGGUAAUCAUAUAGACGUAUUAACAGGUCAUUGGACAGCUCAGGAUUCUGGAAUUGGUGCAGGUGUUGACUCUUAUUUUGAAUAUUUAGCAAAAGGCACUUUAUUAUUUCAAGAUCCACUACUAGCAACAAUUUUUCAUGAGCACAAAGCUGCUAUUGAGAAAUAUAUUCGACGAGAGGAUUGGCAUUUAUGGGUUUCUAUGACAAAAGGUCAAGUAACUUUGCCAGUGUUUCAGUCUUUGGAUGCCUAUUGGCCUGGAGUACUGAGUUUAUUUGGUGAAAUUGGAGAUGCAAUGAAGUCAUUGCACAAUUAUCAUCGAGUUUGGAAACAAUUUGGAUUCACACCAGAAUUUUAUAACAUACCACAAGCAGAAGCAGGUACUAACAGGGAAGGUUACCCGUUAAGACCAGAACUCAUAGAAUCAGUUAUGUACUUAUAUAGAGCUACAGGAGAUCCUUACCUCAUACAGGUAGGAAUAGAUAUAUUAAGAAGUUUGCAACAUAGUGCUAAAACUACGUGUGGCUAUGCAACUAUCAAUGAUGUUAGGGACCACCGAAAGGCUGAUAGAAUGGAGUCUUUUUUCUUGGCAGAAACAACUAAAUAUCUUUAUCUCCUUUUCGAUCCUGAUAAUUUUAUUCAUAAUUCUGGUCAGAAAGGAGAAAUUAUAGAAACACAAUGGGGUCAAUGUAUUGUAGAUGCAGGAGGAUAUAUUUUUAAUACAGAAGCACAUCCCAUAGAUCCUGGAGCAUUGUACUGUUGUCAUAGAAGUCAGAAUUUAUUUUCAGACCAAAAAGCAAUGUUAUGGAAAUUCAUUCCUGUAAAUGACGUAAAAGAAAAGGAAAAUAUAGAGCAUGCCUUGUAUCCAAAAGAUAUAAAAGAUAGAAACGAUGAUAAACCAAUUGAAAUUGUAAAAUUAUCUGAAAUGAGGCACACUUCUGUAAAUAAUGUAGAGAAUAAUAAUAACAAAAAUUUAAUCAAUCCUUUGCCACUUAUAAAUGGCAAAGUAGAUGAAGCGAUAGCAAUAGAAGAAGAAAGUAAAAUAAACACAAACAAUCCUCAAGCUUUGUCCGGAAGUCUUUGUCAGGAAGAACCUGAAUCUUUGAAAGUACAAGUUGCUGCGCCUCCUUCAGGAAUUUAUAAAGCUGAUGACAGUGAAAAUAUUGAUACUUAUGACACCUAUACUACUUCUGAUGGGCAUUAUCCUACUUCUGCUACGAAAAAUAACACAGAAUCGUUUAUCAAACAAAACAGUAUAAAAUCGAGAUUUGAACCACAGAUAUUGCUUGAGAACAUUCGAAAAAGAAUUUAUAUCCAACAAAUAAUUCUGCAAAAAUAAAUUAUCAGCUUUUAUCUUGCCAAUCUCAAUCAUUCCUACAACGUAUAUCAAUUAUAGGAGAAUUUUUUUAAUUUUAUAUAUCAAUUGUAUAUACAAGUGUAUAUGUGUAUAUUUUCUGUUAAUCUUUUGUCUUAAAUAUGAAUAUAUAUAAAUUAUUUUUAACGACCAUUAAA
This is a messenger RNA of Bombus pyrosoma, 2408 nucleotides long. RefSeq names its product ER degradation-enhancing alpha-mannosidase-like protein 2 (gene Edem1). The record is from RefSeq and is a predicted model, not a curated record. Gene Ontology annotation, cellular component: membrane; endoplasmic reticulum. Gene Ontology annotation, molecular function: calcium ion binding; mannosyl-oligosaccharide 1,2-alpha-mannosidase activity. NCBI's taxonomy places the organism in Eukaryota, Metazoa, Arthropoda, Insecta, Hymenoptera, Apidae. Gene Ontology annotation, biological process: carbohydrate metabolic process; mannose trimming involved in glycoprotein ERAD pathway; endoplasmic reticulum mannose trimming.